AUGAGCAGGCAGCAGGAGACCACCACAGAUGGGACAGAAGACUACUCUGUGCAGCAGGAGAAUGAGCUGGAAGCACUCGCCUCCAUAUUUGGAGAUGACUUUCAGGACCUCCGUAGUAAAGACCCGUGGAAGGUUAAAAGACCUCCAGAAGUAUACCUCUGCCUUCGUCCCAACGGGUUAAAUCACAAACAGGAAUGCUACGUGACAGUGGACCUGCUGGUCAAGUGCCCAGCAACAUACCCAGAUCUGCCUCCAGAGCUGGAGCUUAAAAAUGCCAAAGGUCUCUCACACGACAUCCUCCAAAACCUUCAGCAUGAAAUCACCAAGUUAGCAUCUACCCGAUGUGGCGAGGUGAUAAUUUAUGAAUUGGCAGACCACAUCCAGGGCUUUCUGAGCAAAUACAACAAACCUCCAUCUCGCUCCUUUCAUGAGGAGAUGCUUAAAAACCAGCGAAAACAGCAGGAGAAGAGAGCCCUGGAAGAGCAGCAGAAGAUGGACCUACAGCGGAGACAAGAGGAAGAAAUGGAAAAAGAAAUAAUGGCUGUGAUUCAAAUGAGAGAGGAUCAGAAACGAGAGGAAAAGAGAAGAAAAGAAAUGGCCAAACUGGAGCUGUUAGAAUCCAUUGAGCAAACAAACUCAGAUAAAAGUCCUUCAAGCCCUGUCUCAUCCCCUCCGGAUCUGUCAGAAAUCAAGAAAAGCAUUGCCAAUCGCCGUCGAACUACCUCAAACUCCCGUCACCGGCGGGAUACGUUUAAUGAAGAUAACAACAGAUCACAAGAACUCAUUCAUUUCAGCAGCACAACAUUUGGAGAACUUCUCGUCCACAAAGGCAAAAAUUUGGGACUGAGUGAGAGGCUCGGUCGCAGCGUUCACUACGGGUUUGAGGGGAACUCUGGGGACUUUGUGGUGAUCUAUGAGUGGUCUUUGACGUGGAGCAAGAAAAUGGGCAAGUUUUUCACCAGUCAAGAGAAAGGAAAGAUCGAAAACUGUAAAAAACAGAUCCAUGGUGCAGAAAAUGAGCUGAACUCUCUCCUGCGGCUGGAGCACCCAAACCUGGUGCAUUAUAUGGCUCUGAGCUCCAGUGAAAAGGACGACUAUAAGCUCUGCCAUUACACAGGGCAGCUGCUGUCCGCUCUGGAAUACCUCCACUGUAACUCUGUGGUUCACAAGCAGCUGGGGGCAUCAAGCGUGAUUUUAGACUCAGAAGGAAACGUGCGCUUGACCGAUUAUAGUUUGUCUAAGAGAUUUGCAGACAUUUGUAAAGAAGACAUUUUUGAGCAAUCACAUGUGCGUUUCUCCGAGGCCACUGCCAUGCCCACCAAGACGGGUAAAAAGGGGGACGUCUGGAACUUUGGUCUGAUGCUGCUCAGUCUGAGUCAGGGCCGAGAGGUGACGGAGUAUCCUGUGACUGUGCCCUCAAGUCUGCCUGCGGACUUUCAAGACUUCCUUCAAAAGUGUAUGUGUUUGAAUGAUGGCGACAGGUGGACACCUCAGCAGCUCUUGGAACACACUUUUCUAAAGCCUCCAUUUCCUAAAUCACCUCCACACUGCCAGGACGCCAGCCCCGAAGAUCUUGUGGUCUUUGCAUCAUCGGUUAUACCGCAGAGCCACAUCCUAAAUGCUCCCUUUAGCUCAGUGGUGCAGAGGCAGUUUUCCCGCUAUUUUAAUGAGUUUGAGGAGCUCCAGCUACUUGGAAAAGGUGCCUUUGGUGCUGUUAUAAAGGUUCAAAACAAACUGGAUGGUUGCUACUAUGCCGUGAAGCGUAUCCAGGUGAAUCCAGCCAGCAAACAUUUCAGAAGGAUAAAGGGCGAGGUGACGCUGCUGUCUCGCUUAAAUCAUGAAAACAUUGUUCGCUACUAUAACGCGUGGAUUGAGAAACACGAAAAGCCUUCUGUGGGCGCACUGAGCAACACUGACAGCUCGGAGCCACAGACGCCGGAGAAAAACUCUCCAGAAAAGAGGCCUCCAACAAAGAACAAGUUUGGACUCCUGGACAACGUGGAGGACCUGGCGCCCCCUCCUGCUCUGUCCAGCGCCGUCGAAUGGUCCACAUCCAUUGUGAAGUCUUCAAGUGCCAAGUGCAGUGGCCCGGCGUCCAGUGAUGAAGACGAUGAGGAUGAUGAGGAAGAUGUGUUUGGUGCCUCCUUUUUGCCAUCAGACAGUAGCUCCACGAGUGACAUCAUCUUUGACAACGGGGAUGACAGCAUAGAUGAGCUGUCUCAGAUGGAGCAAAGCAAAAAGCACGGGGUUGACACGAUGGAGAGUACAGAUUCAGAGCGAUCAUUAGUAGCACAUUACUUGUACAUACAGAUGGAAUACUGUGAAAAGAGUACCUUAAGAGACACAAUAGACCAUGAGCUUUACAUGGACCAAACUCGGCUUUGGAGAUUGUUCAGGGAAAUCCUGGAUGGUUUGGCAUAUAUUCAUGAGCAGGGUAUGAUCCACAGAGACCUGAAGCCUGUCAACAUUUUCCUGGACUCUCAAGAUCACGUGAAGAUUGGGGACUUUGGACUUGCGACUGGUCAUCCAGCUAAUGCAGCUGCAGUUAGUUGCAAAGGAGACGAGGUGGCGAUGGCACCCAAAUCAGACCCCAGUGGUAAUAUGACUGGCAUGGUCGGCACUGCCCUGUAUGUGAGCCCAGAGGUCCAAGGAAACACUAGAGCCACCUACAACCAAAAAGUGGAUCUGUUUAGCCUGGGCAUCAUCCUGUUUGAGAUGUCCUACCGUCCAAUGACCACUGGAGCAGAGCGUAUCACUGUGUUAAGCCAGCUGCGUGUGGAACCCAUUACAUUUCCAGAGGACUUCAAUCUGAAUAAUCAAGGAACACAGAGGGACGUGAUAGAGUGGCUGUUAAACCAUGACCCUGCCUUUCGGCCUACUGCUCAAGAGCUGCUCAAAAGUGAACUCCUGCCACCCCCUCAGAUGGAAGAGUCGGAACUGCACGAGGUUCUGCAGCACACCAUGGCUAAUGUGAAUGGAAAGGCCUACCGCACCAUGGUGGGCCAGCUGUUCGCCCAGAACAUGUCCCCCGUCAUGGAUUACACCUAUGAUAUUGAUCUGCAUAAGGGCAGCUUCAGCCACACCGGGGCCAAAUGGCAGCAGCAUGUGUACGAAACCAUCACCCGGAUCUUCAAGAAGCACGGGGCGGUACGUCUCCAAACUCCCCUGCUUCUGCCGCGAAACAGAAAGUUGUACGAGGGCUGCGAGCCGGCCUGUUUCAUGGACCAUAGCGGAAUGCUGGUCACGCUGCCCUUCGACCUGCGGAUGGCAUUUGCACGGUUUGUGGCACGCAACAAUGUCACUCAGCUCAAGAGGUAUAGCAUCGAAAGAGUGUUUCGGCCCAGAAAGCUGGACCGUGCCCACCCGAGAGAACUUCUGGAGUGUGCUUUUGACAUCAUCACUACUGUCACAAACAGUCUGCUCCCUGAUGCAGAGACAAUCUACACCAUUUAUGAAAUUAUUCAAGAGUUCCCUGCUCUUCAGGAAAGGAACUACAACAUCUACGUAAACCACACAAGCCUCUUGAAGGCCAUCCUGCUCCACAGCGGAAUCCCAGAAGACAAACUGAGCCAGGCCUCUAACAUUCUGUGCGACGCUAUGUCUGAGAAGCUGACCAAACGAGAGGUUGAGGCCAAAUUCUGCAACUUCUCUCUGUCCACCAACAGUCUGCAGACGCUGUACAAGUUCAUAGAACAGAAGGGCAGUCUGCAGGACCUGGCUCCAAUACUGGCUUUUCUCACCAAACAGAAAACUGCGGUCACACAGCUCGCCAAGCAGGGUCUCAAGGACCUGGAGGAGCUUACCGUUCUGCUCAACAGGCUGGGAGUUAAAUUACCGGUUGUGAUCAACUUGGGACUGGUGUACAAAGUCCAGCAUCACUCAGGGAUCAUUUUCCAGUUUGUUGCGUUCAUUAGGAAACGCAAAAGAACAGUUCCAGAUAUAGUGGCUGCUGGAGGCCGCUAUGAUCAUUUGAUUGUGGAGUUUCAAAGCCCAGCGUCCACAGCCCCAGUCACCUCCGCAGUGGGGGCCAGCGUGGCUCUGGACAAAGUGUGUGCGGCUUUGGCCAGCAUGGAGGAUCCGCCCCCUAUAAGCUCCUGCGAUGCGCUGGUGGUUCCAGUUGGUCACUCGUCAUUAUCCAAAGCCAUCAGCGUUGUCCAAAAGCUGUGGAGCACGGGCGUGUCCGCAGACCUAAUCUACGACGUCUCCCAGUCUCAGGAAACUUUGAUGGAUCAAUGCAGACUGUCUGGUGCCACCUGUAUGGCCAUGGUCUCUGACAAGGAAGGCAACUACGUGAAGGUGAAAUCCUUUGAGAAGGACAGACAAUCUGAGAAGAGAAUCCCUGAGAAUGACUUGGUGGAUCACAUUGUUCAGAAAUGCCGGUCCAAAUUCUUUGAAGAUCGAAACAUCAGGGAAAUCUCAGAAGGCAUGUCUCUCCCCAAUCCCAAAGGAUCACUGCUGAACACCACAGGAUCGUCAGAGCAGCACGGAAGCAGCACCACUGUGAAUAUGAAUGUGAACGUGAUCAGCCCAGAGAAAGUUUCUUCAAGCGCUCGGCGACGUUACGAGACCCAGAUCCAAACCAGAUUACAGAAUCUUGGCAGCAAUUUACAAAACAAGAGCAGUGACAUUGAGGUCCUCGCGGUGGACCUGCAGAGGGAAACUCUGAUCAACUUCCUGUCUCUUGAGUUCGACAACGAAGAGCAGUUCAACGGCAGCGUGAAGACUCUCCUCUCCCGCCUCCCGAAGCAGCGCUACCUCAAGUCCAUCUGUGAAGAGCUUCACCAUUUGAAAAUCAUUAAGAAGGUGGCUGUGGUGGUUCUCUACAGCUACAAAGACGACUAUUACAAGAUCCUUCUUUAG
Molecule: messenger RNA, 4860 nt
Organism: Knipowitschia caucasica
Lineage: Eukaryota; Metazoa; Chordata; Actinopteri; Gobiiformes; Gobiidae
Source: the annotation of a GenBank genome assembly